Molecule: messenger RNA, 842 nt
Organism: Anopheles coustani
Lineage: Eukaryota; Metazoa; Arthropoda; Insecta; Diptera; Culicidae
Gene: PTPMT1
Product: phosphatidylglycerophosphatase and protein-tyrosine phosphatase 1
Exons: 4
Coding region: 227-832 (201 amino acids)
Biological process (GO): protein dephosphorylation
Molecular function (GO): phosphatidylglycerophosphatase activity; phosphatidylinositol-4,5-bisphosphate 5-phosphatase activity; protein tyrosine/serine/threonine phosphatase activity
Source: RefSeq, a predicted model, not a curated record
UUUUGGUUCGUCGUGCGUUUGGUGUUCACGUUACUCAUUUUCUUCAUUUAAUUCCCUGCCCAUAAAAUGAAGCGGUAGUUGUGCAGGAGAAAAUAAGAACUGCAAUCUUUAGUUUAUCAUUUGGCAUUAUUUAAACGACCUACGAACGGGAAAUCAGCGGUAAAGUUGCAAGAAAAAACUAAGGGUGCAGUUAUAACAUAUCACAAGCCAUCUCUCUCGCUUAAGGAUGACGCAGCAAGGCCAGGCAAUGUUCGCGCGAAUCACCUUCUAUCCCUCGUUGUUCUACAAUGUGGUGAUGGAAAAAAUAACGGCAAGAAACUGGUACGACCGUAUAGAUGAAAACGUGAUCCUUGGCGCUUUGCCGUUCCGUUCGAUGGCGCAGGAAAUGGUGCAAAAGGAAAACAUCAAGGCGGUGGUAUCGAUGAACGAAGACUACGAACUAUGGGCAUUUUCCAACAAUAAGGCCCGAUGGGCGACCUUAGGGGUCGAAUUCCUGCAGCUGGCCACGACCGAUAUCUUCGAAUCACCCUGCCAGGAAAAGCUAUGGCAAGGGGUUAAUUUUAUGAAUAGAUUUCUACCUCCAACCGACAAAAUAGCGCAGCUCUCAGCAACGAGCGGUCCUUCUGGUCAGCAUGGCACGGUGUAUGUUCACUGCAAGGCUGGCAGAACGAGAAGUGCUACUCUCGUGGGAUGCUACUUGAUAAUGAAAAACGGUUGGAGUCCAGAGCAAGCAGUGGAACAUAUGCGCCAAUGCCGUCCACACGUGCUAUUGCGAAGCAAACAAUGGGAAGCACUUAGGAUAUUCCAUACAACGAAAUGUUCUUCCUCCUAGACCGCGUGUU